Molecule: messenger RNA, 4125 nt
Organism: Aureobasidium pullulans EXF-150
Lineage: Eukaryota; Fungi; Ascomycota; Dothideomycetes; Dothideales; Saccotheciaceae
Exons: 3
Coding region: 80-3769 (1229 amino acids)
Biological process (GO): protein export from nucleus; RNA export from nucleus
Cellular component (GO): cytoplasm; RNA nuclear export complex; nucleus
Molecular function (GO): nuclear export signal receptor activity; RNA binding
Source: RefSeq, a predicted model, not a curated record
CAAUCUCCUCCACACAAACAAAACUUCCGAACCUGAGCUCUGUUCGUCAUCCAACCACACAAAUUCCCUAUAUGGAAUCAUGACGUCCCAGAUUGAUGGCGACAGGCUAUCUCAAAUAACUCAAGCUCUCGAAGCGACUUACGAUGCACGAUCAACCAACGACACACGAAGAGCGGCCCUUGAAUUCCUCGAUGGCGCCAAGAAGCAACCAGACGCGCCCCAGCAUGGCUACACGUUAGCUAGCGAUGCUUCCCAGCAGCCUGCCAUCCGUCACUUCGGUCUAUCCCUGCUUGAGUUCGCCCUUCGCUACAAAUGGGACGAAUACGGUCAAAGCGAGGCCGAAACCCUCCGCAGCUGGAUCCUCAACCUCGCCCAGAACGUAUCCGAAUCCGAUCCUCAAUACUUCCGCAACAAAGUAGCUUCACUGUGGGUUGAAGUUGCCAAAAGAUGCUGGGCCGCAGAUUGGUUGGACAUGGACGCCCUUCUGAUGGCCCUGUGGGACACGUCAGACAACAGCAAGCAGCUGGUAUACAGACAGAUGGUGCUCUAUAUACUCGAGUGUCUGUCCGAAGACAUUUGCAACAGAGAAGACCCCGUCGCUGGUCUGCGUCAAGAAGUACUUGGCCAAUCCUUGAAUGAGAUUUUCAUCCCUAGUCAGUUGUACCAAGACCACCUCGAAUCGCGUGGCAGCUCGCAGAACGUGCGCCAUACCCAAGACGGCUGGCUUGCGAACAUGUGCGCCUUUCUGUUCCAGUGCUCGACUGUCAUUUCCCAAGGCGACCAAAGAGUCGUCACUUCUGCCACAAAGACUCUCGAAGCAAUGAGGCCAACUGUGACAUGGCUCAGCUUGAGAGCUUUGACCGAAUCGCAAUGUGUUCAAUCGCUAUACAAGAUGCUCGCCGCCGGUGAUGCUGCUGUCCAAACGGCCACAAUCGAGGUUCUACAGGCCAUUCUAAGUCGCCCAUACAACUCCCAUUUCCACGAACCGUGGUCCGAAAUCAUGCAUACCGUUUUGCAACCUGACCAUAUUGAGCUUCUGAGAAACAUUCACCUCAGUUGCAACACUUCUGCGGACGACAUUGACGAGCCCAAGUACACAUUGCAGAAGAAACUUUCCGAGGUUCUUUCCAUCUUGGGAGAUGCGGCUGCAUCCAAUCCUGAGAUAUUGGCCACACCUGAGACUUGCACUGCAUUGGUUGACGUGAUGAUGCUCGCUUUCCAACACGACAGUCUCCUCGUCUCCAUCCCAGUCCUGCACAGCUUCACAAAAUUGCUGGUCGCUAAAAACCCGACCAUCUCGAGUGCCAUGGGUCAGAGAGUGGCCGUUUUGUUGGGAACAUGCAGUCAACGUCUCAUCAAGUACGAGUCGCUAUCGCACGAAGAGCUUCCGGUGAUCUUAUACUUGAACGAAGACUUUGAGAAUCCUCCUGAGCUGCAUUCGUUCCUCGGAAACUACCGAAGAUACUGCAUUGCAGUCAUUGAGAGUAUCGCUUUCUACAUGCCACAAGAAGCUGUUGGCCAUAUUCUUGAUCAAACUGUGCAGAUGAUUGACACAAUUUGUCAAGAGUUCAGGCCACCUUUCCCCUCCACUGGACCAGCAAAGACACCAAUCCCCGUGCUGCAACUGGAAUCGCAGGCCUCUGUUCUUAGGAGUACCAUGAAUGGCUUCAUCCAGUGGUACGGCAAAGCUUCACGACCAGAUUCGAAAUCGGACCAGCACACCACGAACAACGUUUAUGGAGUCACCCUCACAAGCCUGCGCGACUUCUGCUACAAGCUGAUGACCAUGAGACCACAACAUCCUGAGAUCGCCCGCCUUACAACGCACAUCGCGGUUAAUGUCCUCGUUAAGACAUUGCAAGGCCAGCCUGAAUUGGUUGUUAAGAUUCUUGACUACUGCUUGAGCUUGCAGUACCCCGAUGAUGGCUCCAACAAAGACUACUCGGCCGCUGUAAAGAACUUUCAAGGAGCACGUUUGGGUGAAAUGCAGCGUAUUGCAAUGUCGUUCCCGGAUUAUCUUUUGGACGUCUACUCCGAUUUGGAAGCGCGGGUCAAUACUCUAAUGUCCGCCGAAGGUUCCGACGAACGCACCAAGUGGGGCCUCCAAUCCUUCCUAUUCAUCAUUGUGCACCGAGCAUCUGCAGUAGACUCACAGGCUCGACUCGCUCGUCUCGAACAGAUCAUUCAGCCUGUUGUUGAGACAUGGCAGGAUCCUCAGUUGACCGAAGCAUUAUCGACAUUUUCUGGCUUCUGCAAUGUUGUCGGACUUGGUGGUCUACCAGAGUACCUUACCGCACAGAGAUACGCCUCGGUCCAAGAUUGGUCCAAUCAACCCCUGGAUCAGGAAGGUAAGGCACGCCAGACAGAUGUACAGAUGAAGGUUAUGCGCCUACCCCUCAACGCGACCAAGAAUCUCCUUGCGGCUACCACAGAGAAGCUGAAAGAGUCGUCUCGCGAGUAUCAGAUCGGCAGCCAGGUUUGGGGUCAAGCAAUGCAAGCCAUGCUCUCCAAUGUCCUUCAGAUGACAAGACAUGCCACGUCCUUCCCUAACCGCGAGAACUGGUCAAACUUCCCCCCUGAAUUGCAGAUGGUGAUGCAAAAGAUGCUGGUCGACAGAUUCUGGCAGGCCGGAAUUUCGAACGAAAGCAGAGAUGAGUUUUACGCUCGCAUUGCCGAGAGUGGAGACACUUAUGAAGGCUUUGCAUCCGCCAUCCGCGGUAUCCCUCGUCAAAUCCGUGAUUGGUGCUAUCAUAUCAUUUACGGCAUGACAAGAUUCGAGGAAGAGUUUUUCGGCCUCAAGGAGUUGCCCGUACCGCUGGCUGAGGCUUUGCUCACGGACGCUUCAUCUCUGUCAACCCAUCACUUGCAAAGACUCAUUGCACUAGUCGAACGACUUGUCCAGCGAUGUCCACCCCACCACAGAAGACAUUUCAUGCCUCCGAUACUAUCCCUCUUCUUCUCCCAGACAGACAAGAAGAUCAGUGCAGAAUGGGAAGUCAUCGAAAGAUCAAGCACCCAAUCCGUCGAAGGCGAAGAUCAACUCAGCGACGAAAUGAAAGCCGAAAGCGUACUAAGAGCCACCACCUACGCCGUCGUCUCCUUCGCCUCCACCCUCCUCGAUCAACGACCCACCGACGCCACACCCUCCACCCACCCCCAAGCCGCCCUCCUAAUGCGCACACUCAUCCUCUCCGAACCCUCUGUCCUCGAACCUCUAAUCCUUUUCUGCACCCACGCCCUCCGCAUGCGCGAUUCUCGCUGCUGCACACUCAUCUGCCGCAUCCUCCGCUCCAUCCUCCCUUCCUUCACCGCAGACGAACCCCCAGCCCCUCAGGUCCGCGAAUUCAUCAGUACGGAAGUGCUCAAAGCUUGCAUAACCUCCCUCAACGAACCCUACUUCGCAGACAUACAACGCGACCUCGCAAACCUGAUCGCCAAUAUCCUAGCCCUGUACUCCCCUCUCACCCCCACCGCCCGCGACAUCUUGCUUUCUUUGCCAGACAUGAGUUCCCAAAAAGUGGAUUCUGCGAUCGAAAGAAUCGUGGCUAGUGCCAGUGAGCGCACGCAAAGGGUGUUGGUGUUGGAACUGCUGGAGGGGGUUAGAGGUGUGAGUAUUCAUGAAAUGGGAAAGAUUGAUAGGAGGGAUGGGAAGGGUAAGAAGUCGGCGUUGAUGAUGCAGUAUAUGCAGGUUGAGGAGAAGAGUGGAGGGGGCAAGAGGGAGCAGAGUCCACAGUUGGAGGGGAUGGCUGAGAUGUUUGGGGGAGAUUGAUAGGGGAAAGAAUAAAGUGGGAGAUUGACGAGUGGGGGGGGAUGAUGGUUGGAGAAGAGGGGAGACGAUAUUUCUCACAAAUGGAAGAAGACAAGCAAAUGGCCUUGAUGUCUGAUCGUCGAGUGAUACGAUUGAAAGAAUGAUAAUUGCCUUCAGGGGUGCAUCUCAAGUCCAAAUCUGGAAAUCUUUGCCAGCCAGAAGGAGCAUUGAUUUUCUCAUCACUCAUGUGUUGAAUAACAGAGAUCAUUGAGAAUUCUUCGUUGCAUUACAUGUGUCCUCUCUGAGACCCACUAUUCUUUGCUAAUUACUCGAGAAAUGAAUUUGCGACCAUUCUGCGAUUCUUCCGCAGAGCUUAU